AGGCCGCCCCAGGCCUCACGGGGCUCACCUUCUGGCGCGGGGGCCCGGGGGGGGGGGAAAGGCGCAGUACGUGUGCACGGAUAGGUAAGGCUGCCGCCCUCAUGGAGGAGGUGGCACUCAAGCUGAACCUUGAGGCUCGCCCAAGAGGUGGAGAAUUCCAGGCCUCGGCGACAGCCUGGGCAAAGGCGCCGAGGUCGGAAGUGGAGUGUGUGCAAGGAACAGCUGGUAGGCCAGUUUGGCUGGAAUGAUUUCCAGUUCCUGAGCCAGACACCAUCUUCCAGAUGGAGGGCGAGGGAAAGCUGCAGAUUGUGGAGCCAGAGGAGGUUGAUAAUAGAGACUUCCAGAAGGGAAGCCCCUGCCCAGAUUCUAAGAAUGAAACUGAAAACAGAGGGUCUGUUUCAACACACGAAGCUUCCAAAGUAGAAUCACAAGGGAUAUUAUUGGUAGGUUUACAAGGGGCCAUUUCCCAGGACUCCAAAAUUGGAGAAACUUUUGGAUUGGGGGGCAGGUUAGAGGUACAACAGGAAAAGCCAGAAGAGAAAAGACUGGAAGGCUCACAUAACCAAGACGGAGAGGUUGGUAAUGGGACCACGUGCAUGAGCGUGCCCCCAGUAGAAAAUGAAUGUGGUAAAAGCUCAAAUCCUGUUCCACAUCAGACAGAUCCUCCAGAAGAGAAAGCCCAGAGAUGUGAUUUGCAUGAGCAUGGCUGCAGGCUGAGUUCAGAAUACACAAGUAAAUCCAAACCCCACAGUGGAGACAAGCCUCAUAAAUGUAAUCAGUGUGGCAAAGCCUUCAGGAGGAGCUCCAACCUUAUUCAGCAUCAGAAAAUUCAUAGUGGAGAGAAGCCCUAUAAGUGUAAUGAAUGUGGCAAAGCCUUCAGCCGCAGCACAACUCUCAUUCACCAUCAGACGAUUCACAGCGGAGAGAAACCUUAUGAAUGUAAUGAAUGUGGCAAAGCCUUUAUGGCGAGUUCCGCACUUAUUCGCCAUCAGACGAUUCACAGUGGAGAGAGACCCUACGAAUGUAAUGAGUGUGGCAAAGCCUUCAGCCGGAAUUCCAUCCUUAUUGAACAUAAGAGGAUUCAUAGCGGAGAGAAACCUUACGAAUGUAACGAAUGUGGAAAAGCAUGCCGAGGGAGUUCAAAACUCAUUGAACACCAGAGAAUUCACACUGGAGUGAAACCCUAUGAAUGUAAUGAGUGUGGGAAGACUUUCAGUCAGAACUCACACCUUACUCAGCAUCAAAGAAUCCAUACUGGAGUGAAGCCCUACCAGUGCAGCGAGUGUGGCAAAGCCUUCAGGCAAAUAGCCACUUUUAUUAACCAUCAGAGAAUCCACAGUGGUGAGAAGCCCUACGAAUGCAAUGUGUGUGGGAAAGUCUUCAGGGUGAGGUCCGAUCUCAUUCGGCACCAGAGAAUUCAUAGUGGGGAGAGACGCUAUGAAUGUAACGAGUGUGAGAAAACCUUCAGUCAGAGCUCUUGCCUUAUUCAACACAGGAGGACUCAUAGUGGGGAGAAACUUUAUGAAUGUAAUGAGUGUGGGAAAAAUUUUAGUCGGAGCUCAAACCUCAUUCAACAUCAGAGAAUUCACAGUGGAGAGAAACCCUAUGAAUGUAGCGAAUGUGGCAAAGCCUUCAGCAGGAGCUCAAACCUCAUUCAGCAUCAGAUGAUGCAUACCAGAAAAUCCUAUGAAUGUAAAGAGUGUGGGAAAGCCUUCCGAGGGAGAUCCAGCCUCAUCGACCAUCUUAGAAUUCACAGUGGAGAGAAACCCUAUGUAUGUCUUGAAUGUGGGAAAGCCUUCAUGCAAAACUCAAGCUUUAUUAACCAUCGGAGAAUUCACACUGGAGAGAGACCCUAUAAGUGUACUGAAUGUGGCAAAGCCUUCAGGCAGAGAUCCAGCUUUAUUAAUCAUAAGAGAAUUCAUAGUGGAGAGAAGCCCUACGAAUGUAGUGAAUGUGGGAAGACAUUCAGGGGAAGCUCAGACCUUAUUAAGCAUCGUAGGAUUCAUAGUGGAGAGAAGCCCUACGAAUGUAGUGAAUGUGGCAAAGCCUUCCGUGGUAGCUCAGCCCUUCUGGAACAUCAGAGAAUUCACAGAGGAGAAAAACCCUACAAAUGUCAUGAAUGUGGCAAAGAUUUUAGGUGGAGUUCAUACCUUAUUCAGCAUCAGAGAAUUCACAGUGGGGAGAAACCUUACAAGUGCUUUGAAUGUGGAAAAGACUUUAGGGGCAGAUCUCACCUAAUUCGACACCAGAGAAUUCACACGGGAGAAAAACCCUAUGGAUGUAAUGAAUGUGAGAAAGCCUUCAGGGCUAGUUCAGAUCUAAUCCAACAUCAGAGAAUACACAGUGGAGAGAAACCUUAUGAGUGCCAUGAAUGUGGAAAAGCAUUCAGAUUGAUUUCAACAUUUAUCAACCAUCAGAGAAUACACAGUGGAGAAAAGCCCUAUGAGUGUAUCAAAUGUGGGAAAGCUUUCAGAAGGAAUGCAUACCUUAUUCGGCAUCAGAGGAUUCAUACUGAAGGAAAACCUUACGGUUGUCAUGAAUGUGGAAGAGCUUUCAGAGGGAGCUCAGCUCUGAUUGAGCAUGAAAGAAUUCACAGAGGAGAGAAACCCCACGAAUGUCCUGAAUGUGGGAAAGCCUUCAGGGCCAGCUCAGUCCUGAUUGACCAUCAGAGAAUUCACAGUGGGGAGAAACCUUAUGGAUGUCAUGAAUGUGGGAAGGCAUUUAGGUGGAGUUCAGAUCUUAUUCAACAUCAGAGAAUCCAUAGUGGGGAGAAACCUUAUAAAUGUAAUGAAUGUGAGAAAGCCUUCAGGAGAAGUUCUGACCUCAUUAAGCACCAGAGAAUUCAUAGUGGAGAAAAACCUUUUGAAUGUAAUGCCUGUGGAAAAGCUUUUAGUGGGAGUUCAAACCUUAUUAGACAUCAAAGAAUUCAUAUUAGAGAAUAAUCCCAUAAACUUAAUGAAUAGAGAUAAGGAUUGAAUUUUUAAUUUCAGUGGUAUAGGGAAGUCCCAGGUGAGUAAACUCCCUCUACUGAAACACAAUAGCACCUUCUCUGCAAUUUACUAAAUCUUAAGAGAGUUGCCUAAAUCACUGAG
This is a messenger RNA of Vombatus ursinus (common wombat), 3092 nucleotides long. Its product is annotated as zinc finger protein 271-like. Gene Ontology annotation, biological process: regulation of transcription by RNA polymerase II. The coding region runs from base 282 to 2942 and encodes 886 amino acids. Gene Ontology annotation, molecular function: DNA-binding transcription factor activity; RNA polymerase II cis-regulatory region sequence-specific DNA binding. The record is from RefSeq and is a predicted model, not a curated record. NCBI's taxonomy places the organism in Eukaryota, Metazoa, Chordata, Mammalia, Diprotodontia, Vombatidae. The transcript is spliced from 4 exons.